ACGAUAGCCGACCUAACUAAACCCACCCACAGUUCAUUUGAAUGCCCGCGCACGGCUCUCUCCCUGCGCGUCACCGUGUCUCCCGUUGCUCCGCGUUUAUAAGGCGCCCCGGUGCGCAGAAAGGCACAAGCAUGCCUCGUCUCUAGAGAGGCAGAGCGCAUCGAAGUGACUUGGAGACAUUGUUGGAUGACAGACCUGUGCGGCUGCUGCUGAGGAAGAGACGCGCAGGAGUUUUAUCCAAGUUCACUGCAGCGGGUCGUUGUGAGAGUGACUCUGUUCUCAGGGACACAUCCCUGGGGACACACAUAUACCCAGACUCAAACACACACGGGCGAUCACACACACACACACGGGCACCAUGCAGGAGUCAGAGCCCACAGUGUGCCAGCUGCAGCCCAACAUCAUCUCAGUGCGUCUUUUCAAGAGGAAGGUCGGUGGGCUGGGCUUCCUGGUGAAGCAGAGGGUGUCCAAGCCGCCUGUCAUUGUGUCGGACCUGAUCCGUGGGGGGGCGGCAGAGGAGUGCGGCCUGGUGCAGGUGGGCGACAUCGUUUUGGCGGUCAACAACAAGCCCCUGGUGGAGCUGUCCUACGAGCGGGCCCUGGAGACGCUGAAGAACGUGAUGAUCGAGAGCCACGCCGUGCUGAUCCUCCGCGGGCCUGAGGGCUUCACCACCCACCUGGAGACCACCCUAUCCGGAGAUGGCCGCCAACGCACAGUGAGGGUCACACGUCCCGCCUUCCCACCCUCCAAGUCCUACGAGCACUGCUCCCCUCUGAGCCCCUUCAGCCCUGGGCAGCAGCAGCAGGUCAACAAGGACCCCCAGCUGAGGGCCAUUGAGAACCUGUCUACUCCCUCCAUCACCCAGUCCAUCCCCCAGGACCCCCUGCUGAGCCGCGGGGCGCUCCUGUGCAACGGGAUGGAGGAGAACAACGAGCUCCUGAAGGAGAUCGAACCCGUGCUGCGCCUCAUCAAAAACAGCAAAAGGGAGAUCAAUGGAGAAGGCCAGAGGAACGUGGGGAGAAGAGAUAACCAGAUUCAAGUGGCCAGGGACCUUGGCGUGGGAAAUGGCACGUCUCCCCAGCUGGCAUCAGAUAACAACAGAAUGCUGGAAAACAUGCCGGUGGUGCUCCACAACGCUGACACUAACAAGCCCCCGGCUCAGGGAAGGACCUCACCCACUAAGUCACUUCAGAAUGGAAGCCCCUCCAAAUGCCCCCGCUUCAUUAAGGUCAAGAACUGGGAAACUGGCACCCUCUACAAUGACACACUCCACCACAGCUCCAGCAAGAUGCCACUCUGUAAUGAAAAUGUGUGCAUGGGCUCCGUGAUGAUGCCCCCUGUCCGCAAACCAGACGAGUUCAGAACCAAAGAGGAGCUUCUUCCACUGGCCACUGACUUCAUAGACCAGUACUACACCUCUAUCAAAAGGUUCGGCUCUAAGGCUCAUGUGGACAGGCUGGAGGAAGUAACCAAGGAGAUCGAAAUUUCGGACACUUACCAGCUGAAAGACACUGAACUGAUUUAUGGAGCCAAGCACGCCUGGAGGAAUGCUGCCCGAUGUGUAGGGAGGAUCCAGUGGUCCAAACUGCAGCUUUUUGAUGCUAGAGACUGCACAACAGCUCAUGGAAUGUACAACUACAUCUGUAACCACAUCAAGUACGCCACCAACAAAGGCAAUCUGAGGUCGGCUAUCACCAUAUUCCCUCAGAGGAUAGAUGGAAAACAUGACUAUCGAGUGUGGAACUCUCAGCUGAUUCGCUACGCUGGAUACAAAAUGCCUGAUGGAAAGAUCCAAGGGGACCCUGCUAAUGUCGAAUUUACUGAGAUCUGCACGCAGCUGGGAUGGAAAGGUGCAAAGGGUCGUUUUGAUGUCCUGCCCCUCCUGCUGCAAGCCAAUGGAAAUGAUCCCGAGCUGUUCGAAAUUCCCGAAGACCUCAUCCUGGAGGUGCCAUUCACACACCCUAAGUACGACUGGUUCAAGGACCUGGAGCUGAAGUGGUACACCCUCCCGGCGGUCUCCAACAUGCUGCUUGAGAUCGGGGGUCUGGAGUUCACUGGCUGCCCCUUCAGCGGCUGGUACAUGGGCACAGAGAUCGGCGUGAGAGACUUCUGUGACAGCUCGCGCUACAACAUUCUGGAGGAAGUUGCUGACAAGAUGGCCUUAGACACCAGGAAGACUUCCUCCCUUUGGAAAGACCAGGCAUGUGUGGAAAUCAACAUCGCUGUUCUCUACAGCUUCCAGCUGUGCAAAGUCACCAUAGUGGACCAUCACUCAGCCACAGAGUCCUUCAUGAAGCACAUGGAGAAUGAGUACCGGGUGCGAGGUGGCUGCCCCGGAGACUGGGUGUGGAUUGUGCCUCCCAUGUCAGGAAGUAUCACACCGGUGUUCCACCAAGAAAUGAUCAACUAUCGCCUCACCCCUUCCUUUGAGUACCAGCUCGAUCCCUGGAAUACCUAUGUGUGGAAGGGAGCCAAUGGGACGCCAACAAAGAAAAGAACCAUUGGAUUCAAGAAGCUUGCCAAGGCUGUGAAGUUUUCAGCUAAGCUCAUGGGCCAAGCCAUGGCCAAGAGGGUGAAAGCCACCAUACUGUUUGCAACGGAGACGGGCAAAUCGCAAGAUUAUGCCAAAACUCUGUGUGAAAUCUUCAAGCACGCAUUCGACGCAAAGGUCAUGUCAAUGGAUGAAUACGAUGUGGUGGACCUGGAGCACGAGACGCUGGUGUUAGCGGUGACCAGCACAUUCGGCAAUGGUGAUCCACCAGAGAAUGGAGAGAAAUUUGGAGCUGCCUUAAUGGAGAUGCGCCACCCAACAUCCAACACAGAAGAUAGAAAGAGCUACAAGGUCCGUUUCAACAGCGUGUCCUCCUACUCUGACACUCGCAAGUCCUCCAGUGACGAGCCAGAACCCAGGAUUAACUUUGAGAGCACCGGACCACUCGCAAAUGUCAGUGGACAGAUUCCUGACAUUUUGAAUAUGAAAGAAACAAAAACAUGUCUCUCUACGUUGAAGUUCUCAGUGUUUGGCCUUGGCUCCAGGGCCUACCCACACUUCUGCGCCUUUGCCCACGCUGUGGACACACUGUUUGAAGAGCUGGGGGGGGAGCGCAUCCUACGUAUGGGAGAGGGAGAUGAGCUGUGUGGCCAGGAGGAGUCAUUCAGAACCUGGGCCAAGAAGGUUUUUAAGGCUGCCUGUGACGUGUUUUGUGUUGGCGAUGACGUGAACAUCGAGAAGGCCAACGACUCCUUGAUCAGUAACGACCGCAGCUGGAAGAAGAGCAAGUUCCGCAUGACGUACACUGCCGAGGCCCCGGCCCUCACAGAAGCAUUGCACAGUGUUCACAAGAAGAUGGUGUACGGUGCAAAGAUGCUAGAAUCUCAAAAUUUGCAAAGUUCUAAAUCCAAUCGCUCCACCAUAUUUGUGCGGCUCCACACUAACAACCACGACAAGCUGAGCUACCAGCCCGGCGACCAUCUGGGCAUCUUCCCUGGCAACCACGAGGACCUGGUGACAGCACUCAUAGAUAAACUGGAAGACGCUCCGCCUGUCAAUCAAAUUGUGAAAGUGGAGUUCCUGGAUGAGAGGAACACUGCCCUAGGUGUUAUCAGUAACUGGACCAAUGAAACUCGGAUCCCUCCCUGCACCAUCUACCAGGCCUUCCAGUACUUCCUGGACAUCACCACCCCACCUAGCCCUGUGCUGCUGCAGCAGUUUGCUGCUCUGGCAACCAAUGACAAACACAAAAAGAAACUAGAGGUCCUCAGCAAGGGCUUGCAGGAGUACGAGGAGUGGAAGUGGUUCAAUGAUCCGACGCUGGUGGAGGUGCUGGAGGAGUUCCCCUCCAUUCAGAUGCCCUCCACUCUGCUGCUCACCCAGCUGCCCCUGCUGCAGCCUCGCUACUACUCCAUCAGCUCCUCUCCAGACCUGCACCCAGAGGAGAUCCACCUCACCGUGGCUGUGGUCUCUUACCGUGCUCGGGAUGGAGUGGGACCUAUUCACCAUGGAGUGUGUUCCUCGUGGCUCAACAGCAUAGAGAAGGGGGAGAUGGUGCCAUGCUUUGUCAGAGGUGCACCAUCAUUCCGACUUCCCAAAGACAACCAAGCACCUUGUAUCCUGGUGGGCCCGGGAACAGGUAUCGCCCCUUUCAGAAGCUUCUGGCAACAAAGACUAUUUGACCUUGAACACAACGGAAUGGAGUCGUGCCCCAUGACCCUGGUGUUCGGUUGUCGGCAGUCUGAGAUGGACCACAUCUACAACGAGGAGACCAUCCAGGCCAAGAACAAACAAGCGUUCAAGGAACUCUACACCGCCUAUUCAAGAGAGCCCGGCAAACCAAAGAAAUACGUACAGGAUGUACUGCGGGAGCAGCUGUCAGAGACGGUGUACCAGUGCCUGAGGGAGGAGGGAGGACACAUCUACGUGUGUGGGGAUGUUACAAUGGCUGGGGAUGUUCUCAAGACCAUCCAGCAAAUCAUCAGGCAGCAAGGCAAAAUGACCCUGGAGGAUGCUGGCUUCUUCAUCAGCAAGCUGCGGGAUGAGAACCGCUACCAUGAAGACAUCUUUGGAGUCACCCUGCGGACCUAUGAGGUCACCAACAGGCUUCGCUCAGAGUCCAUAGCCUUCAUUGAGGAGAGCAAAAAGGACUCAGAUGAGGUUUUCUGCGUGUAGGUCCGUGAAGUGGCGGCUUUCUGUCAACAACCAAUCUGGAGGACACAGCAACACUGGUU
Notothenia coriiceps (black rockcod) is the source of this 4725-nucleotide messenger RNA. It is a transcript of the gene nos1, whose product is annotated as nitric oxide synthase 1 (neuronal). Gene Ontology annotation, biological process: nitric oxide biosynthetic process. The record is from RefSeq and is a predicted model, not a curated record. The coding region runs from base 359 to 4666 and encodes 1435 amino acids. Lineage: Eukaryota; Metazoa; Chordata; Actinopteri; Perciformes; Nototheniidae. Gene Ontology annotation, molecular function: calmodulin binding; nitric-oxide synthase activity; flavin adenine dinucleotide binding. The transcript has 30 exons.